Ceratitis capitata (Mediterranean fruit fly) is the source of this 1296-nucleotide messenger RNA. Its product is annotated as homeotic protein deformed-like. The transcript has 2 exons. Gene Ontology annotation, cellular component: nucleus. Gene Ontology annotation, molecular function: DNA-binding transcription factor activity, RNA polymerase II-specific; RNA polymerase II cis-regulatory region sequence-specific DNA binding. NCBI's taxonomy places the organism in Eukaryota, Metazoa, Arthropoda, Insecta, Diptera, Tephritidae. The coding region runs from base 37 to 792 and encodes 251 amino acids. Gene Ontology annotation, biological process: anterior/posterior pattern specification; regulation of transcription by RNA polymerase II. The record is from RefSeq and is a predicted model, not a curated record.
AUCUCUUUUUUAGCUAAUGGUUCUUACCAACCCGGUAUGGAACCGAAGCGUCAACGCACUGCCUACACUCGCCACCAGAUACUCGAAUUGGAAAAGGAGUUCCACUACAAUCGUUAUCUAACACGACGAAGACGCAUCGAAAUCGCCCACACGUUGGUGUUGUCAGAGCGACAAAUAAAAAUCUGGUUUCAAAACCGACGUAUGAAAUGGAAAAAAGAUAAUAAGCUGCCAAACACGAAGAAUGUUCGAAAGAAGACUGUCGAUGCAAAUGGUAAUCCUACACCGUUAGCGCCAAAGAAACCAAAAAGAGUCAGCGCGAAGAAACAGGCACAACAGCAACAACAACAAUUACAGCAAAACAGUUCACAACAACCACAACCACCUCCCGUUAUUAAUGAGUGCUUACGAUCGGAUAGCUUAGAAAGUAUUGGUGACGUCAACUCCUCGCUGGGAAAUGCGACCUACAUGGCUGUACCGAAUGAUGCAACUAAUUUGCUUUCCGGCGGUACACAUUCCCAGCAUCCAUGCAAUAACAACAACAACCACGGUAAUGGCAAUUACAAUGGAUCUCAACAACAGCAACAAAUGCCAAAUAAUCAUGCGAAUGGUGGUAUUAAUGGUGUAUCAGGCAGUUUGCAGUCUACAUCCAAUACGAACAAUAAUCAAAUGCAUCCGAACCUACUUCCCGCCGCUCAACAUACACAUGCAACACUACCGCCACCAACACAGCAACUGGAUAUGAUGCCGAAUCUGCAGCAUAUUAAACAGGACUAUGAUCUGACCACGCUGUAGAAGUUAAGGGUAUGGGUUAGACAUUCGGGUUAGGGUUAUUAUUUGUUUUCAUAAUGGAUGUUGAAUAUAUAUGUUUUUUGUACAAUUUAAUAUUUUAGGAGCCAAUAGCAAAAAGAAGUAAGAAAUCAGUUGCCCAUUUGUACUAAAGUGGUUAUACAAAAGUUACCUAAAUUCCUAAUAUUUAUUUAGAUAAUGUUAUUGUUAUUUAAAUAAUAAUAACUCUUAAUUGCUUGUAAAGUUAAUAAGUUAUUUAUAUAGUAUAUUGUGUUUGGAAUAGUUUCCGUUGAAUUAUGAAAUUAGUUGUAUGACACAAAAAAUAUAAUGAACACAAUGAUGAUUGAAGCCUCGUUAUAGAAAUUAACUCCCCUGCAAGAAUGUUUCCGAUCAUUUGAGCCAACAUAUAUCAGGAAUGCAUGGUGCAAUAUGCCGCCAUCUCGCAGAACGAUUUUCCUAUCACUUUCUUAAGGUCGAAAUGACAAAUGUCAUGUUUACAUAUGUAUACGU